CUUUCCUUUUUGAUCCUUUCGACUCUAGUUAACUUCUUCCACAAAAUGUGGUGGGUUCCAACUCGUGUCAAACGCAUAAUGACUCGUCAAGGUAUAAAAGGACCUCCUUAUCAUUUCAUUCAUGGCAACACGAAGGAAAUUGCAGCCAUGAAAGAACAAGCAAACAUUACUCGCUUCACUGAAAUAUCGCAUGAUAUAUAUCCAAGAAUACAACCUCACUUCUUUACAUGGUUCCAGUUAUACGGGAAAAACUUUCUGGAUUGGUAUGGUCUCAAGCUGAAUUGGUCAUCACAGAACCGGAUAUUAUCAGAGAAAUUGCGAACAAUCAUAGAGCCACAUUCGCGAGACCAGACCUUGGAUCAUAUAAUAAGAAAAUACUUGGCGAUGGCCUUGUAACAUCCAGUGGCAAAAAAUGGGCAAGCCAACGAAAAUUGGCUAACCAUGUUUUCAAUGAACAUGAUCCCAGCGAUGGUUGCAAGUGUGGAAUUGAUGUUAAAUAGGUGGAAAAAGAUGGACAGUAACGAGGUUGAAAUGAAUGCGGAGUUCAGGAUGUUGGCAGCCGAAGUGAUUUCAAGAACAGCGUUCGGAAGCAACUACUUACAGGGAAAGGAAGUUUUUGAAAUGCUCAAGGAGAUGGGCACAAUCGCCGGCAGAAACUACUACAAUCCUCGCCACCUCGGCCUCCUAGGCAAAAUAGUAAAAAGCAACGAUGAUCUCAAGUCUGAUGAGCUUCAAAAAAGAAUUCAUAAUGUAAUCAUCAAGACUGUUAAGGAACGAGAGAAGACAAUGGGACAUGAAGAUGCAGACAACACCGAUUUUCUUGGACAACUUCUGUUGUCCAAGAACAACAUUAUUAAUAGUCAAGGUUACCAACUUUCGACACAAGACAUCAUAGACGAAUGUAAAACAUUUUAUGUCUCUGGGGAUGGAACAACAUCUCUUUUGCUCUCAUGGGCUGUUCUCCUUCUGUCCAUCUACACAGAAUGGCAAGAACGAGCACGAGAAGAGGUGUUCCAGAUAUUUGGCAAAGAAACCCAACCGCACUUUGAAGGCUUAGCGAAACUUAAAAUUAUUGGCAUGAUCAUCCACGAGACACUUCGACUGUAUCCACCUGGAAUCGCGAUAAUAAGAAAGAACGAACGAGAGGUUAAAUUGGGGAAUCUUAUUGUUCCUGCUAAUAUUAUUCUACAUGUCCCGGUUUUAGCACUUCAUCAUGAUUAUGACAUAUGGGGAGGAGACGCGCAUCUUUUUAAGCCAGAAAGAUUUUCACAAGGGGUUAGUAACGCUACGAAGAACAACCCAUCAGCAUACAUGCCUUUCGGCUUUGGGCCUCGGAAUUGUGUAGGUUCAAACUUUGCGACGAAUACAGCCAAGGUUACUCUUGCCAUGAUGUUGCAGCAUUAUCGCUUUAGUCCUUCCCCGAAUUAUGUGCACUUGCCUGUUCAUAUUACAAUGCUUGUCCCAAAGAAUGGUGUUCAAGUGAUGCUUCAUGCUCUCAAAUGAAGAUUUUUGUUGUGUUCAUCACAUGUUUUUAAAGUUUGUAGAAUAAUUGGCGUCACAGACGUAAGUUAAUCAGCUUUACAGGAA
This is a messenger RNA of Helianthus annuus (common sunflower), 1587 nucleotides long. Its product is annotated as cytochrome P450 CYP749A22. Gene Ontology annotation, molecular function: oxidoreductase activity, acting on paired donors, with incorporation or reduction of molecular oxygen; monooxygenase activity; heme binding. Bases 442 to 1503 code for a protein of 353 amino acids. The transcript has 4 exons. NCBI's taxonomy places the organism in Eukaryota, Viridiplantae, Streptophyta, Magnoliopsida, Asterales, Asteraceae. The record is from RefSeq and is a predicted model, not a curated record.